AUGCCAUUCGGCAGAAGUCUUCUACAGAAGGAAAGCCUGUAUCGAGUAAGUGGAGAGGAAAGAUCCCCAGAGAUUCUUAUCUUAUUCCAUUCCAGUGGCUCGACCAGUAACCAAUGGCGAAAACUAAAAAAUCCAUGGUUUCCCGGUAGAACCCCAUUUCGCCCAAGUUGUUGCGGAACCGGAAAAAAGAAGCGGUUUUUCGCACAGCUUGCUCAUAGUGCAGGUCCCACUUGUAUAUUGUAUUUGGCCGAAGAAGCAUCGGACAGGUUGGAGUUCUUACCUUCUUGGGACUCCAUGGACCAAGAUCUGCUUUCAUUAUAUGGGCAAUACCGAUCUACUUUAGUAGAUCAUAUGGAUGUAGAAAAAGCUUCUGAUUUUGAUGAAUUCGAAACAUCUCUUUUCCAUUUCUAUUUACCUAGUUCAUAUCUUUGUUUCGUGUGUUCCCGGGAGGAAUUCGAUCUCUUCAAUCUCGGGAUACCACCUAAAUAA
Molecule: messenger RNA, 489 nt
Organism: Gossypium arboreum
Lineage: Eukaryota; Viridiplantae; Streptophyta; Magnoliopsida; Malvales; Malvaceae
Source: the annotation of a RefSeq genome assembly